Messenger RNA from Macadamia integrifolia, 1818 nucleotides. RefSeq lists its product as uncharacterized. Lineage: Eukaryota; Viridiplantae; Streptophyta; Magnoliopsida; Proteales; Proteaceae. The transcript is spliced from 5 exons. The coding region runs from base 334 to 1533 and encodes 399 amino acids. The record is from RefSeq and is a predicted model, not a curated record.
AUAAUUUUGACAUUCUCAUUCAACUAUCCUAUCCUCCUACAGCGGCUCCUUUCUGGAAAACUCUCUGAGAUCUUUCGCAACUCAAGCUCAAGUGCUCCAUUAUUUCUCGAUUGAUCUUCUGAUUCUUGCCAAUAGAGAAGAUCAGAAGACCAGAAGAAGCCUGCCGCAACUCAAUCUCAUUAUACAGGCCGAAACCCACAAGGCCACACAAUCAAUUAGAACUCAAGCUAGGCUGCCAGAGACGACGCCGUAGCCAGUUCCUCAAGCUAGGCCGUAACUAGGAGAUUUAUGCUUUAUUGUGAGGUCAUUAGCGGAAUUAACAGGGAUUAAAUUAUGGGAAUCAAACAGGGUGCGGUUGUCAUGGACAGCUCUGAUGAUGAAAGGAACGGUGUAAUAGUGAAUCACCUAACAAAAGAGCCUUGUCGUAGUUCAGCACUCAACAGUACCAAGUUCAUAGAUGAAGUACUCAGUGGUCACAAUGAACUUUGUCGUGAGAAUUUUCGUAUGGAUAAACAUGUCUUUUAUAAGUUGUGUGAUGUUUUACAAGCUAAAGGUUUGCUACGUCAUACAACUAGAAUCAAGAUUGAGGAGCAGUUAGGAAUAUUCUUAUUCAUAAUUGGCCACAAUCAACGGACUCGAGCAGUUCAAGAACGGUUUCGAUAUUCUGGUGAAACCAUUAGUCGACAUUUUAACAAUGUUUUGAAUGCACUUAUGCAGAUUUCUAUAGAUUUCUUUGAGAAUCCAAUCUCUAAUAUCCCUCCAGAAAUCCUAAAUGAUCCCAGAUUUUAUCCAUAUUUCAAGGAUUGUGUGGGAACAGUAAACGGAAUUCACAUACCAGUGAUGGUUGGUGUUGAUGAGCAAGGUCCAUUUCGCAACAAGAAUGGUUAUCUUUCACAAAAUGUCCUGGCAGGCUGCUCAUUUGAUUUGAGGUUUCAUUAUGUUCUUGCUGGCUGGGAAGGUUCAGCAUCAGAUGCCCGUGUACUGAGUUCAGCACUUACUAGACGUAACAACCUUUGUGUCCCUGAAGGUAAAUACUACCUUGUCAACCCGAAGUACCCUAAUAUGCAAGGUUUCAUUGCCCCAUAUCAUGGUGUUCGUUACCCACUGAAUGAAUUUCCAAGUGGGUUUGGUCCACAAGAUGCGAAAGAGCUAUUUAAUCAUCGGCUUUCAUUAUUACAAAGUACCACUGAACGCAUCUUCAGGGUCUUAAAAGAGAGAUUCCCUAUUUUGCUUUCGGUGCCUCCCUACCCAUUACAGACACAGGUGAAGCUGGUAAUAGCUGCAUGUGCAAUACAUAAUUAUAUCCAAAAGGAAAAAAGGGAUGAUUGGCUAUUGAAAUUGCAUGAGGAAGAGGGUGAGCUACAUGUUGAAGAACCAAUGAUGCAGGUUGAGAUGGAACCAUUGACAUCAACUGAAUCACCAGCAGUAGAUAUUGCUUGCGAUGAGGAACAAUUAGAGAUGGCUUCACAAUUGCGGGAUUCUAUUGCAGCUGAAUUGUGGAAUGACUAUAUGCUUGAUUUAACAAGCACGUAGUUUAUUACUUUAUUUGCUGCCAUGUCACUAAUCAAGUGUUUUUUUAAGGUUGUCGUCAGACUAUCUGCAUCCUAGUUUUGACACUGUACAAAAGGAACUCCGGUUAAUAGUAAUUCCCUACUAUAUAUUAAACAAAUUGUGACUGUAGUUAGAAGCUUUUUAUUUCAUGAGUUGUGUACUUCAUGCCAAAGAUGGUUAAUACCAACUUUACUUAUUUUUUUAUAGGAAGUGUACCAAGACCUGGCUACAACCAUGAAAUUUAACAUGUUACUAUGUAAGAAGAAA